Messenger RNA from Lytechinus variegatus (green sea urchin), 2035 nucleotides. RefSeq lists its product as uncharacterized. The transcript is spliced from 14 exons. Bases 30 to 1790 code for a protein of 586 amino acids. NCBI's taxonomy places the organism in Eukaryota, Metazoa, Echinodermata, Echinoidea, Temnopleuroida, Toxopneustidae. The record is from RefSeq and is a predicted model, not a curated record.
UUGAUUGGCGAGUUGGUGAAGUGAGUAGUAUGACUAGUAGUAUGGCAGCUACAUCAAAGCCCCUUGUUGGCCAGCGUCGCAUGCAGCCGUCGACCUUUGCCCUUGACGGACGCCCAACCUCCAGUGAAUCAUUUGGUACAAUUCGGAGGAAGUUUCUCACAGCUCCUGUCCCAGAGCCGCCAUCUGAUGCUGAUGAUCAAGAUGAAUUCUACAGGCCUCCAAAGGUCAGUAGUGCAAAGGGAAAGAAGAAGAAGAAAAAGGCCAAGAAAGAAUCGUUUGAUCUGGACAUUGACGAGAGGGAGAAAGAGAGACUUAAAGAAUUAAAGGAGUGGUUGGAUACAGAUGCUGACAAAAGUGGGAUACACCAUGAAUUGAAGAUAGCCAUGUUGAAACACAUGAGGGUUUUGGAUGAUCUCGAGAAGCUUAAAGCUCAUUACUAUCUUGAAUACAUGGAUGCACUGACAGACAAGGUGGAGGAGCAGCGAAAAGACAUUCAGAGGAAGAGUGAGCUCAACAGAAAACGAAGGCUGAAGAAAGAGAAAAAGGAGCGAGAAGCAGCCCAGAAGGCAAAAGUCCUGAUGCAUCAUCCUGAGGUCUCCACUGACAAUACCUUUUUGAGAGGCUUGUCAAAAACUAAGUUCCAUAAUAUUGUUAUCUUGCAAGACCAUCUUGCGAGGGAGGGGCGCCUGAGGACAGACGAGCAUGUGAGGGCCUACUGGGAGCACAUGAGCAAAAAGGAGAACUACCGGAAGAUCUUUGGCGAGGAAGGAACGGAACACCAGGAUGGUGUGGGGACCAGUAUCGGGACCAAACCUACAAAGACAGAAGUGGAGAUGGUGGUGCCUGGUAGUGAUGCCCUCAGCCAAGGCUCAGGAUCAGACUCCAUCCCCGAGAGCGUUUCCAUGGCCUCGCUGCGUCAGCUGGAUCCCCACCAUCCGGCCUACCUGGACCAGAUCCAGGAGGUCAAGGAGCCCUCCAGGCCUAACUCCAUGGGAGGACCUUACCUCCAGUCCUGGAUCCAACAGCCCAAGACCAAGAAGAAAGCUGUACAAGCAGUAAUGACUAAGAAGCCUGUUCAUCCGAAGGUCCUGGAAAUGGAACAAAAAUGUCCUAGGGUUGAAUUCCCUAAAUUGGCAGCUUUCACCCUUGACCUCGAGCCUCCGAAGGAAGACCCUGAAGUGGAGCUGAUGCGGGAGGAAUUCCGGACGAGGGCUCGCCUACGCAACGCUGAAAUCAGUCGACUUCGCAAGAUGUACCAGUCUUCCCUCACAAACAAUGCAGCGACACAGAGAAUAUUUGAUAUGAAAGAUGAAUUCAGCAGAGUAUUGAAUGGACCGUCCCUCGGUGAUGUGCUGUAUGCCCAGGACCCAUCUGAGCAGCUAACCCAUAUCGCAAGGCGGAUGGCUGAUGAGGCAGCUGAGGAAGAGGAAAGAGUGGAAAGACUAGCCCUGCUUCCUCCCAGCUCCUCAUCUCCCAGUCGAGGACCAAGCCGGAGCAACCCUGGACUACCCAGCCCUGGCUUCGCUAUUGAGAGAAUAUCAGAGGAAGGAGAUUUAGAUGAAGAGGAGGAUGGGAAAUUCAUCAUCUAUUCCAGCAGGUCAUCAAGCAGACGAAGUUCCUUGACGUCUACGGAAUCAGAGAGAAGGAGGAACAUGCCUGUCACUCCAGAACCACCCCAGCCGCUCCCUCUGACGUUGGGUGCAGUCAUGGACCACACCGACACCAAGGUUGUCAAGUGCCCAAGCACAUUGUGGAUCAAUUACGGCAAGUUUCUCCCUCCAGUAAAAUGAUAAUUGGAAGGAUCCAGAAGGCCAGAGGAGAAAGAGUUAUGAUUGUUACGGUCGUUACACAUGCUGACACUAUACACUGUCGAAAGAUGCUCAUAUUGCAUGUGUCUUUCUUCUUUAAAGUGACGGUCAAAUGUCCAAGUACAACAUGGAUCACUUGUUUCAAGUUUCUUCGCAUAGUUAAAUGGUGUUUUGAAGGAUCCAAAGAGAGAGAGAGUAACUUGAGGGCAUUUCAUCAACAUUUUUCA